AUUUGAGUUAAUCGAAUCGCUUUCCAAGGUAUAACCACAAGUGACAUUCAAGUACGGUACAGCGUAUAGACCAAACUUAAGUUUGGGGAAAAGAAAUUCUCAAAGGGAAUAAUGGCGUUCUGACAUUCCCAUGCAUAUGAAUCAACCAAUGAAUCAACCAAUGGCCGUGAUUUUCUUUGACUCGCUCAAGUCUGAACGCAAAUGCAUAAAUAUCAACCCAUGUUUUGGGAGUGUCAAUUUAGGCACUCCGUCAAAUAAGGUGUUGUCUUAAUUUGAUCUGGUCGUUUUCGGGAGCAGAAUUCCUCUCGACACAAUUACUCCAAAUGGAGAGGUCAAGCAUGGCGACUAAUCCGCAUUUCACAAACAGGGAUCGACCAACUCUCUUGCCGCCCAUGCCCAAACUAAGACGGAAGCCGGGAUUCGAACUCGAAGACCGUGAGGCUAAGCCUGAGCCUGAGGAGGUCACUACCAGUCGACUCCUGAUGAAAAAUGAAUGUCGGGGCUCGGGUCGAAAAAAAAGCAAUGGAUCCUUGGUCCAUUCUAUCCCAAAGUUCACACAAGUCAAACCCAAUGAGAGGCUCAGCGAGGUUCAGAAAGUUCUUCAGAAUCGGAUCCGGUUAAAACAACAAAGGAAGAGACUGGAGCAAGAACAGCAAGAAAUCCAGAGUUUUUCACACCAUAUUGAUCAACAAAGACAGCAGAACAGCAGAAACCCAGUGUUACUAAGUGACCGACAUAGAAUUCCAGUGUCCGUUCCGGGAUUGAGCGGAGUAGAGAUCAAACUCGUUCCAUCGUCUGCUUCGGUUGCCUCUUCUCAGUCCAAUCUUCCCGCGGCGAGUUUACUUCAAAAUAUCAUGAGCUUUCACGAAAAGCGUGAGGAGCGAAUCACAAAACCUCUCAGCAGAUCCAAUGAAUCUGGAUCCAAAUCUGCUGGUCAUAAGAGAAGAGGCCGCAAGCCCGCCAAAGAUGAAAUUUGCCACUUUGUAUCAAGUAGAAGCUCCCCAAAAGCCUUCCGCCCAAUUGUACCCCUGCCACAGCUUAGUGAGGUCACCAUAACGCCAACCCUGGUGACAAGACCGUCUGCAAAUGACAGGACGACAAUUUCAAGGGAGGAGGCAUUGGACCUUCGCAAAACUGGCAGAGCCAAAUCUCAAACCCCGCCAGAAAUCUUGGAGGUGGAUGUCGAUCCUGAACAAAUGAUUUUUGAGGAUCGCCAGAGCCCUCUGCCCAUGAUGAUGCCCCCCGUUCUGAGUCCCAUGGAUUUUGAGAGUUUGGGAGCUCCACCGGGCUAUGUUUUUGAGCCUCGUUCAGCUGUGUUCGUCCACCCCUCUGCUCUUCAUCUGGGCCUUCCGGGAUUACUGCCUCAUCAUUUUCCUCCCUUGGGACAUUUGCGAUCCCUACCUGGCACUACUUCCCCCUCCUCGUUGCCGUCGUCUCAAGCGCUUUCAAUCACUCCAAUCAAUUCCAAAGAGUUUUCACACCUCGAGGCAAUGCAGUCAAUGCAAAGUGUUAUGCGAUACAAACCAAAUCGGGUAUUCAGAGAGGCUGGGGUCCCACUCGAGCCCCAUUGCCCCCAAAGCUCAUCUGCUCCACCACGAGUGAAGAAGAAGAAAGUCCGACCAACCACUUCGGAUGGAUCACAAGAGGUCAGUAUUUGCAAAUUCAAAUUCACUGGGGGAGAUCGGCCCAGUUUGGAAGAGAAGAAAAUGCUUUCCGUGGAUUCCACGGGAAAUUUCAAGUAUUUUUCGGGCUCGGGAGAGAGAACCAUGAGAGGUUCGGAAUCAAUGCCCAUGGAAUUGAUUCACACAAAUUCACGAAUCAUCACAGACAAAUUCACUUCCUUAACCGCAGAGAAGAUUGCCCUAGCCAAUUCCGAGAAGAACUCGCAUCUAGUUAAUUCAUCUGAGGGCCAUUCUCCUCACAUUAGUAUUGGAUAACAUAUGCAUAGUUUCUAGUUAACAUUCAGUAAAUUAUAGUCGCAAUAAAUCCACCUCAGAGCUAA
Molecule: messenger RNA, 2002 nt
Organism: Tigriopus californicus
Lineage: Eukaryota; Metazoa; Arthropoda; Copepoda; Harpacticoida; Harpacticidae
Exons: 3
Coding region: 324-1937 (537 amino acids)
Source: RefSeq, a predicted model, not a curated record